Gamsiella multidivaricata is the source of this 855-nucleotide messenger RNA. RefSeq lists its product as uncharacterized. The record is from RefSeq and is a predicted model, not a curated record. NCBI's taxonomy places the organism in Eukaryota, Fungi, Mortierellomycota, Mortierellomycetes, Mortierellales, Mortierellaceae. The transcript has 5 exons. The coding region runs from base 163 to 621 and encodes 152 amino acids.
AGUCGUGACUUGGACUCCACAAAAGCAACAAAGGACAUCGAUCAGCCGGUGCACCCAUCGCCAUUCCAGACGUCUUCCUCUCUUGCCCGGGAUUACCUUGGACAGGAUCGCUAAAUAGGAUCAUCGCAACUUCAUAAGCUCAGACAUCAAAGGAGAGGCGUCAUGGCAGAUCCGACACGGGUAUCACAGUACUAUCGCAAGAAGCUGGAGCAGCACGAGCUGACGCCAGAGGAGUGGUCGGCUGUCCGCUAUGCCGUUAUCAAGCACACACUUAUCGCUGCUGCCACGACGGUCACCCUGGGUACAUCCGCCUUCUUAUACGCACGAUCUCGUUCAUGGACUCGCCUGCAGUCCCUUUCAUUCGCGACAGCUGGUAAUGUUGUCGGUCUUUCGGUUGGAGGGGCUAUUGCGAUGGAGUCUGGCAUGAAAACCGUCCAGGAGAGAUUGCAGGGCUCGGGAUCAGAGCUACUCUACCUCAUGGACAGAUACUCAAAAUCGACGAUGAAGGAAAGACUGGGCGCACAAGAGGGCGAUGAUCUGUCCGCAUACGAUGCCGCGGCUGGCGAGCAGACACUGUCCUCACCACGUAUGAUCCGUGUACAGGGUUCGGAACAAAAAUGAACAAUAAACCCUAUUAUGUCAACACGCUGAGCAAUGUGAGCGCAAGCAGACCUGUUACGGAGAAUAUACAUUGUACAUGAGCACUGGCCUAGUGUCUGGGUCGAUCGUCCAGACCCAAGACGUAGGCAGCUGGAAGCCGCUAUUGAAGGGCAGAUGCAAGCCGAGCCGGAGCCCCGAUGCGGAAAAUAGAAAAACAAAAGAGCUUCAGAUGAGCAAUCUGAUGACCUAUCCAGG